Messenger RNA from Lobosporangium transversale, 1481 nucleotides. RefSeq names its product A1 cistron-splicing factor. The record is from RefSeq and is a predicted model, not a curated record. The transcript has 3 exons. NCBI's taxonomy places the organism in Eukaryota, Fungi, Mortierellomycota, Mortierellomycetes, Mortierellales, Mortierellaceae. The coding region runs from base 18 to 1478 and encodes 486 amino acids. Gene Ontology annotation, biological process: spliceosomal tri-snRNP complex assembly.
AAAAAAAAAAAAAUAGCAUGGACAACGAAACACUUAAAAAAUUGUUUAAAGCUGGUGCUAUUCUUUUGGUUUUGGAUGCACCACACAAUCAACUUGAAUUUGGAAUCGACGUCAAUUGCUGGAAUACAGGGCCACGCUUCAAAGGGAUAAAGAUCAUUCCGCCUGGUGCACAUUUUGUUUAUUACUCGCUUCACAAUACCCAAACUACACAAGCAGAAGCAAGAGAAGAUGCUAAAGAGAGGGAAACGGUUGAAGUGACAGAGGGUGGAGUUACGGGAGGCAAUGUUAGAGUAGGCUUUUGGCAUUAUUUUGAGAGUGGCGAGGUUGUUAUCAUGAAAUGGAGCGCGUACAACGAGGAAAUGGAGCUUGAGAAAGAUAAAGAUCAAAUUGCACGGUACAAAGCAGGUAUCCAGGAAUUUGAUCCGUUCCUCGGGCCAUACCCACUUUUGCCUCCAGAAUCGACCUAUCCAGCAUGGGUGAAGCUUUCGAAUCACAUCUCAAAGCAAACCAUCAACAGGAUUUUUCAGUGUGAAGGGUUUGUGGACUCACAUGACGAUCAGUUACAUGAAGAACUAGAGAGGGCAACCAAAAUUAUUGACCGCCAGCAAAAGGAAGAAAAGACGAAGGCUGAAGCGGAGGACUUUCACCGACAAGCUCAACAGACUCAGGCGACGGAGACGAUCCAGGAAGAAGAAGAGGAAGAAGAGAAGGAGGAGAAGGGAAAAAUCGAUACUGACGCAGAAAUGAAGAUGAACAUUGAUCCGGAGUCUCCAGCAGAAGUAACGAAAGAAAAGGCUCACAUUUCCCAAUCAAAAUUUACAAUGUCGAAUACAGACAAGAGAAAUCCUUUUGUUAGAUUUACCCCUAUUGAUCUCCGGUCAUCAUUCCGAAAAGGCGCUGUUGGUGAGGAAGUGACGCGUUAUAGUCUUGAUAAAAGCUGGCUCUUUAAUCACCUUUUCACGACUGUUUAUAAUUUAGACACAUCUGCAUACCUCGGUGAAUAUCAAGUGGCCUUUGUAACCAUGCUCCUAAGCUAUCAUCUGGGAGCUUUCCGUCAAUGGAAGAGUAUGACUAUCCUAGUGUGUCAGUCAAUCGAAGCCAUAUCCUCAUCAAACUACACUCAUUUCUUUUCCGAGUUUAUCCAAACGCUUCACCAUCAGUUGACUUCCAUACCCUCUAGCUUCUUUAUGGAUUUACUUUUCGCAUCACCUGAUCAAGAUGAUAUGACUGCAAACUUUCUGGAACAGGCACUUAAAUCCAUGGGGCGUAAUAUCCAGUCUGUUUUACGGCGUGGACAGUGUCUAGAGCUGCGCAAACCUAUGCGUGCAUUGCAGGUAGCUGUACAAGAGAGUUUUGAGUGGCGGAUCCCAGGGGACUUUAAAAAGAUCCAAAAAGUGGUAGAGAUUGAGAAUGAUGACGAUGAUGAGGAUGAGGAUUAUAAAGAGGAAGGCGAAUAUGCACCUGUUAUUGUUGAAUAAAUA